UUAUUAAAACCCAAAAACGAAAACCUGUUUAGCAUAGUCCGUUCCGAUUUUCGAUUUUAAAUCUCUUCCCUAAUACAUCCAUCUUUCCGUUUGGCGGCAAAACAUCACAAUAACUAGGGUUCCUCAAAUCGAUGACUUACAUCCAUCAAAAAUUCUUCUAUUACUGAACUCUUUCGAGUUCGACUGUAGUCCGUGUAACAUGAUCGUUUGAUUAGGGCAUGGUCGGUUUAAGAUGUGAUUAUCUACAAUUGACCGUACAGUUGUUUCAAUGGAAGGCGAUGGAGCAGCUUCAUCGGUCAUGGCAUCUCCAUCGAUUAAACCUAUAAACAAGAGUGCCAUCCACAAAAUCUGCGCAGGCCAAGUGAUUUUGGACCUCCCCUCCGCCGUUAAGGAAUUGGUCGAGAACAGCUUGGACGCCGGCUCCACUAGCAUUGAGAUUGCCCUAAAGGAAUACGGCGAAGAAUCGUUUCAGGUCAUUGAUAAUGGCUGUGGCAUUUCGCCAGACAAUUUCAAGGUUCUAGCGCUUAAGCAUCAUACGUCGAAAUUAGCGGAUUUUUCUGAUCUUCAAUCGGUGACGACUUUCGGCUUUAGAGGGGAAGCUCUCAGUGCUCUGUGUUACUUGGGAGAUUUAACAGUCGAAACAAGAACGAAAAGCGAGCAAGUUGCGACGCAUUUGACAUUUGGCCGUUCUGGUUUGCUUACCGAUGAGAAAAAGACGGCACGCCAAGUUGGUACCACUGUUACUGUGAAAAAGCUGUUCUCCAACCUGCCAGUGCGAAGCAAAGAGUUUCACCGCAACAUUCGGAAGGAGUAUGGAAAGUUGAUUUCACUAUUGAAUGCAUAUGCUCUUACUGCAAAAGGUGUUCGGAUGGUUUGUACAAAUACAACUGGAGCAAACAAAACCUCUGUAGUACUUAAAACACAGGGAAGCGGUUCACUCAAAGAUAACAUCAUUACAGUGUUUGGCAUGAGCACUUUCAACUGCUUAGAACCUAUGAGUCUAGUUAUAUCAGAUUCCUGCAAGGUGGAUGGGUUUCUUUCUAAGUCGGGCAAUGGCAGUGGACGAAAUAUAGGUGACAGACAGUAUUUUUUUAUAAAUGGUCGACCUGUUGACAUGCCAAAAGUCACCAAGCUUCUGAACGAAUUGUAUAGAUCUGCAAACUCAAAGCAAUAUCCAAUCGCAAUCAUGAAUUUUAUUGUUCCAACCAAGGUGUACGAUGUCAAUGUGACCCCAGACAAAAGAAAAGUUUUUUUCUCUGAUGAAGGCUCCCUUUUGAAGUCCUUAAAAGAAGCUUUGUUGGAGAUCUAUUCCCCACAUCUUGCUAGCUUUUCGGUACAGGGACCUGAGGAGCUCACUCAGGGAGGAAACAACUCAAAGCUGUGUUCUCCUCAUGAUAAGUCUUUUUCACAGUUUUCAUUAAAGCAAGCAUCGCCUGAUAGCAAACAAGAAGCAUACAGUGAGAAGCAACAUGUAGAAGUUGACACUGAUAUGGAUGAAGGUAAAGAGACAUUGAGAUCCUCACCUGCUGUUAAUCCGAUAAAUGUGGAUGAUUAUAGUUUAUCAAAGACAGACUUUACACUUAAAUUUCAUGGUAUGAAGAAAGCUGACACCUUUUCUGGGAGCUAUAGCUAUAGUAGGAAGCAUACAGCUAUAAGUAACAACACUAGAAAUAAUUCGCAGGCAACAUCAUACAACUCAACAAUGCAGAUAGGAACAGAUUCGCCUCGUUCUGCAGGUGCUGUUCAGUCCCUGCUUACAACAUUUGUAUCUGUAAACAAAAGGAAGCAUGAAAGCAUCAGCAGCAAUAGUUUAUCUGAGGUCCCUGUUCUUAGAAAUGGGCCUAACCUUCAUCAAUCAGUCGAUCAAAACCUUCAUUUGUGUUCUACAUUUACAAAGCCUUCUGAUAAUCAUACUCUGAUGAUGGAUGAUCAGCAUGAUGAAUUAGAUGUCUCUCCUAUUAAAGUCAUGAAGAACUCUGGACAAGUUGAAGAGCUUUCUGAUAAUCAUACUCUGAUGAUGGAUGAGCAGCAUGAUGAAUUAGAUGUCUCUCCUAUCAAAGUCAUGAAAAACUCGGGACAAGUUGAAGAGGUAGUAGAUAUUUCUAGUCCAUUACGUUGUUCUCAGCCAGGUUCAGGUUCAGAUGAUGGACAUGGACUGGAAGUAAUAGAUAUUUGUUCAGAUGAAGCAGUGGCUUCUUCUCCUUCAAAGAAGUGUUACACCAUGCAGUUUAGUUUUGAGGAGUUAAAGAAGAGGAGGCAUCAAAAGCUUUGGGCAUUGCAGGCUAGCAAAAAUACACCUGGAAAACGGAAUAAGGCUAAAGGAUGCUAUGCUGCUGCAACAUUAAAGCUUUCUCAAGUGGUAAAAGAGGAGGCCAAGGCACAGGCUUUAUCUGCAGCAACAAAUGAGUUUGAAAAGCUGUUCAAAAAACAAGAUUUUGGGCGCAUGAAGGUGAUUGGGCAGUUCAAUCUUGGAUUUAUCAUUGGCAAGUUGGAUGAAGAGCUGUUUAUCGUGGAUCAGCAUGCUGCAGAUGAGAAAUACAAUUAUGAGCGUUUGUCACGGUUCACCAUCUUGAACCAACAACCGUUGCUGAGGCCGGUGGCAAUGGAGUUGAGUCCUGAAGAAGAAGUGAUCGUUUCAAUGCACAUGGAUACCAUCAGGAAAAACGGGUUUUCGUUGGAGGAGGAUUUGGAUGCUCCUCCUGGGCAGCGUUAUAAAAUGAAAGCCGUCCCCUUCAGUAAGAACAUAACUUUUGGUGUUGCAGAUGUUAAGGAACUGAUAUCUAUCCUGGCGGAUAGUCAAGGAGAAUGCUCAAUGAUGGGUGCAUAUAAGAUGGACACGUGUGACUCCGUUUGCCCCCCAAGAGUGCGUGCAAUGCUAGCAUCACGUGCCUGUAGAUCUUCUGUUAUGAUUGGAGAUCCACUUGGAAGAAACGAGAUGAAAAAGAUAGUUGAGCGUUUGAUGGAUCUAAAAUCUCCAUGGAAUUGUCCACAUGGUAGACCCACUAUGCGUCACUUGCUAGACUUAACAACUCUGCGUAAAUGCGAUUCAGCCUUGUAACUCACUCUCCUUUUAUAAACACUUAAAUCAAAUUUUCAUUUGGAUAGUUAAAUUAUAGUAAUUGUUAGAGUGUGAGUGUUGGUAUGUACUACUACUAUGGACUAUGGACUAUGGAGUGUAAAUAAUAAUACAAGGUUUUAAGUGCUAACACAA
Lactuca sativa (garden lettuce) is the source of this 3211-nucleotide messenger RNA. It is a transcript of the gene PMS1, whose product is annotated as DNA mismatch repair protein. Gene Ontology annotation, biological process: mismatch repair. NCBI's taxonomy places the organism in Eukaryota, Viridiplantae, Streptophyta, Magnoliopsida, Asterales, Asteraceae. Gene Ontology annotation, cellular component: MutLalpha complex. The record is from RefSeq and is a predicted model, not a curated record. Gene Ontology annotation, molecular function: mismatched DNA binding; ATP hydrolysis activity; ATP-dependent DNA damage sensor activity.